Molecule: messenger RNA, 3041 nt
Organism: Acanthopagrus latus (yellowfin seabream)
Lineage: Eukaryota; Metazoa; Chordata; Actinopteri; Spariformes; Sparidae
Gene: tent2
Product: terminal nucleotidyltransferase 2
Exons: 15
Coding region: 122-1567 (481 amino acids)
Cellular component (GO): cytosol
Molecular function (GO): poly(A) RNA polymerase activity
Source: RefSeq, a predicted model, not a curated record
CGUUACGUCAUGGCGUCAAUGCGGAAGUAUGUACUCAGGAAACUAGCGCCUUGUGUUUACAAGUGACAUGCAAUUUGUAAAUCCGCGGAGUUAAAGCUGGAGCUCUGUGAGGAACCACAACAUGUACCCCCGCAGCGCUGCACCGAGGGGGCGGUCACCCUACAGUAACGGCCUGUACCCGCCACCCUCCGCGCCCCGGUGCUACGAUUACAACCACCAAAGCAUGGCUGCUGUCAACAGCUUCUAUGCUCCUGGACUAGAGAGAUUGCCUGCAUAUGAUUGGAAGCCCACACCAUCUCCUUCUCCUGUCCUUCCUCCUCGCACACCAACUAUGACCAAUGGGCGCAAGAGGCAGAAUGAUGAAUACAGCCCCCAUGUUGUGAAGCGCCAGCGCCUAGACUCCUCUCCUCACCCAAUAAUUGGCUCCCCUGUAAUUCAGACCCCUCGCCCUCACCGUCCUGACCAUGCAGUGGCAGGGUCAUCAAGAUCAAGUUUUGAUCGCUCUUAUCCGAGGUCACACACGAACCCCCACCCUCUGGUGCCUGCUGUCCCAGAAAGCUCAAGCAGCCUGCGGACCUACGCUAAGGACAGAUUGAGUGGUCAGAUGGUGGACCUGUUUGAGGCCUGCCAGCAGCAGUCUUCCGAUUUGGCCCGGAAGGAGAUGUGCCGAACUCAGCUGCAGCAGGACAUACAGCGUGUCUAUGCAGUGGGACGACUAUACUUGACUGGAUCUUCAAUGAAUGGGUUGGGAUGUCGGAGCAGUGAUGCAGAUCUAUGUCUGGUCCUCAAGGGAAAUAAAAGACAGGAUCCUAUUCAUGUACUCACUGUGCUCCAAAGGCUGUUCAAAACAGUGUCAUACAUAGAGAGGACUCAGCUGAUCAGAGCCAAAGUGCCGAUCCUCAGGUUCAGAGAGAAAGGCAGUGAUUUGGAGUUUGAUCUGAAUGUCAACAACACAGUGGGCAUCAGAAACACAUUCCUCCUGAGGAGUUAUGCCUAUGCUGAUCUCAGGAUAAGACCCAUGAUUCUCGUUGUCAAGAAGUGGGCACGGCACAACCAAAUCAAUGACGCAAGCAAAGGAACGUUAAGCAGCUACACGUUGGUGCUGAUGGUGCUGCAUUACCUCCAGACUCUGAAGGAACCGGUCCUUCCCUCCCUACAGAGGGACUACCCAGAGUGUUUCAAUCCAUUAAUGGACAUUGACAUGGUGCCAGAUGGACCCAAAUACAUCCCCUCCUACUUCUCAAGAAACCAGUCCUCUCUGGGAGAGCUGCUUCUGGGCUUUCUCAAAUACUAUGCCACUUACUUCAGAUGGGAUAAGCAGGUGAUCUCUAUUCGAGAGGCCAGAGCUUUGCCCAAGAGCAAUUCUCCAGAAUGGAGAAACAAAUUUAUUUGUGUGGAAGAGCCAUUUGAAAGGAAUAACGUGGCCAGGGCAGUCCACGAGAAGAUCAAGUUUGAGGCCAUUAAAGCUCAGUUUGUUGAGUCAAGUCGGAUACUCCAACAAAGGAAAGACCUGAACUCCAUCCUCCCAGUCAGAACCAUCAUUAAUAAGGAGUCAUCCAGGAGAUGAGGGAUUCCUCUAAUAAGACGAGCUGACGGGAGUCUUCUACCUCAAGACAGGCCUGUCCCCAGAAACAAAGAGAGACCUUUGGGAUGUGCUGAGAGAGGAGUCCUGCUGCCUCUGCACCUCACAACAAGGGUGGCAAUAGGACUCUGAAUGCUCCGGCUGACUCGGCCACAGACUGGAUUAUAUGUCCCGUGGCAGUAUGUUUUGAAAAUCCUGAACUCACUUUCAAAUGCUUUGCAGACUUUGUCAAUCUUUUGUAAUUACUGUAAGCACCGGUCAAAACAACUAUCUGUGUGGUUGCACGAGAGGGCUCUGAAAUGAUAAUCCAGUCGCUUAAACUAAACAGAGGGAUGCUGCAUUGAAGCAUAAAAACAGUCAGUGUUUUUUGAGAAGAUGACUGCUGCUACAAAACCCUCUAUCGCAAUGCACAUAUAGUUCCUUGAAAGAAGUUUAACUGUACUUGACAACAUAUGAAAAGACAAAGUUAUACCUGCAGCCUGCUGAUAUCUGAAACUAGCUUAAACUGAAGCAGUUGUAUUUAUGUUUGACUUUAUAUUUACUGGUCGCAACCAAGUUUUUCUCCUUGACUCUCAGUUCUCGUUAUAUCCCUAUUGCUAGAGCCAUACUGCACAAAGUUAGUUUGAAAGAUGCCAAUAAUUUGUUUCUGCCACACAUGUGUACAGUAUCAACAGAAUAUUGUCUUGAGCCCAUCUGGACCAACUUGUAACAUAAAAGCCUUUUUUCUAUUUUUGUAGGUCGAUAGUGAAGCUUUGUGGAUUCAAGGAACAUAGACUUUUUUUCUACCGUUGAAUUAAAGGCCCUCUGCUCUUUCAUUAUCAACAUCUUUACAUUUAUGAGCUCCUCUGAAAAACUGAGUUUGUUAAGCGAUUUUCAAGUUGGCGUCAUAAUUUAAGUGAAUCUGGGCUGGAUAUUCCCGCUUGUUUGUCAUUGUUCCUGAUGUGUAUUUUUCCCAGACUGGUGUCAGGCCCACAUUGUUUCAUUUUAAUUUGGUGUUUACUGACAUGUUAUUCACUCAUUCUUGGUUCACUUAAUACAUAAGUUAUUUGAGGAAAUUACAAUUGAGUGUGAUUGUGUUUUUUCUUUUCUCUCUCUGUUAUAUAUAUUUCCUCGCAUCUUUUUGUAGAUUUUGUACAUUACUGACUUUUAAACAUUUAUUUGAAAAAAAUUAAAUCUCUGAAGAUAUAUGACUGUCUACUUUAUAUUUUUGCUCAGUGUGAAACCCACUGAAUUCUUUGCUAUUUCCAUAUAGAAGUGCCAAAGUCCUAUUAAAUUGUACACUGACUUCAGCUGGCGCUCAUGUUCAGGUGUGUUGGUUGUUUUGACAAAGUGAGGUUUGGUGGCAUUCUUAUUUUUAUGCUUUUGAGUUUGAUUUCUUGUGCAAAAUGCUGCAACUGUCCAUUCUGGUGUAUGGGAUGUAAACAGGACUCAAAAAUAAACACUUGCUAAUGCAUCACAC